Messenger RNA from Punctularia strigosozonata HHB-11173 SS5, 1710 nucleotides. RefSeq lists its product as uncharacterized. Gene Ontology annotation, molecular function: FAD binding. Lineage: Eukaryota; Fungi; Basidiomycota; Agaricomycetes; Corticiales; Punctulariaceae. The transcript is spliced from 11 exons. The coding region runs from base 1 to 1710 and encodes 569 amino acids. The record is from RefSeq and is a predicted model, not a curated record.
AUGUCGAAUACACAGGCAACAAAGCCAUCAGUCUUGAUCGUGGGAGGAGGGCCGGUAGGCCUCAUGACGGCCAUUGUGCUCUCGUACAACGGCAUCCCCGUCCGCAUUAUCGAGAAGAACACCACGAAUCGCCCUGGACAGAGGGGCGCGGGCGUCCAGCCCCGAAGCCAAGAACUGUACUCGUUCAUCGGCAUCUUACCGGAGCUCCAGAAGCUAUCCCGCCCCCUUAUGCAAAUGCACCUGUACCAGCCCAGCGACGGCGGCGCCCCAAGAGACGCCCACUUCCUCACGCCGGUCGACCCCACCCCAGCGUGUCCGAUUACGCGGCCGCUGUCGCUCGGGCAGUCGCGUUCCGAGCCCAUCCUGCGCAAUUUCCUCUUGAGCCGUUUCGGUGUCGCGCUUGAGCUCGCGACGGAGCUGACCCACUUCGAGCAAGAUGCUGAGGGCGUGUCGUGCCACAUCGUGAAGCGCUCCGUGGACGGGUACAAGGUCGAGGAGGACGUCCGCGUACUGUACGUCGUCGGCGCCGACGGCGCACGAGGUGUUGUCCGGAAGGCGUUGGGCCUAUCUUACGAAGGGCAAGCUCUCGAGCAGCAUAUGAUCAUCGGGGACGUAAGAGUGCAAGGGCUUGGACCCAAUCCACAGAGCCGUUGGCAUAUAUUCGGCAGCUUUGCCACUCAAGGGCUAUGGCUUCGUCCGACGGAAUGGGACACACCCGACUUGUACCAGAUUAUUGGCAGUGGACCAACCGUCGACGCAGCGGGCUUGACGGCGGAUUAUCCGAAGCUAGCUCAAUGGAUCCGUGAGGUGACGCAGUUGGAGGGCCUCACCAUCAACGUCGAAUGGGCAUCGGAGUACCGUGCAAGUAGCAGGAUGGUCAACAAGUUCUCGGAAGGAAGGGUGUUCGUGGCCGGAGAUUCUGCACAUAUACACCCCCCUGCUGGAGCGCAGGGCAUGAACUCGGGAGUGCAAGAUGCUUACAAUCUCGCGUGGAAGCUAGCCCUCGUGUUGAAGGGCCUCUCCCCGCCCGCCCUUCUUGCGAGCUACAGCGACGAGCGCCUCCCGGUCAUCAGCGAGAUGAUCAAGCGUACGACGGCCAUGUUCAAUCGGGUCUCGAAAGAAGGCGUGGACCGCGGCGUCAACGCCGACUCGGCGUUGUACAUGCUCGGCAUCAACUACCGCUGGAGCGGCGUCGUCGUGGACUAUCGCGGGUCGGGGGGCGAGGAGGCUAAAGGGCAUGCGUACCUCGGCAAGGGCGACGGCGUGCAUGCUGGCGACAGGGCACCCGACGCGCCCGGUCUCACCAUCGCUCACGUCGCGCCCCAUGGUUCGUUGCCAGAGCUGAAGGCGGGGGAGGCGACGUCGCUGUUCAAGUUCUUCACGCCGGCGAAGCAUACUGCGCUCGUUUUCCUUCCAGAGGACGCGGAAAGGUCGGCUGUGGGCGCCGCGCUGAGAAGCUUCCCGCCCGGGACCCUGCAGACGCUGGCCGUUCUUCCGAAUGGCGUCGGCCAUGGACCAUCGCAGGGCUCCGCGGAGGUGGACGUGACGCUGGUGGACGCCCAGGGCCAUGCAUUCUCUGGGUAUGGAAGCCAGGGGGUGGGGAUAACGUUCGUGAUUGUUCGCCCUGACGGGUAUGUUGGAGCGUACGUGCGGGACGCGGCGGGAAUUGAACGGUAUUGUGCUGGGGUCUUCGGAGGGAGUGCACAGUGA